Messenger RNA from Branchiostoma floridae (Florida lancelet), 782 nucleotides. RefSeq names its product MICOS complex subunit Mic10-like. Gene Ontology annotation, cellular component: mitochondrion; mitochondrial inner membrane; MICOS complex. The transcript is spliced from 4 exons. Bases 66 to 326 code for a protein of 86 amino acids. The record is from RefSeq and is a predicted model, not a curated record. NCBI's taxonomy places the organism in Eukaryota, Metazoa, Chordata, Leptocardii, Amphioxiformes, Branchiostomatidae.
CUAUCUUAUCUUGGUGAAACUUCAAGGGUCUCGGCUUAGCUCUAUGAUUCACCAUCAUCAUCAUCAUGGCUGCCGAAAUUCGGAGUGAGGACGAGCUAGGGAAGAAAUGGGACCGCUGUCUGGCCGAUACAAUCGUCAAAAUGGGCGGUGGUUUGGCUGUAGGUGUGGUGUUCUCUGUCUUUCUCUUCAAACGACGGCCGUGGCCGGUAGCUUUCGGCACAGGAGUAGGACUGGGGAUGGGGUAUUCCAACUGUCAACAUGACUUCAGGAACCCAAACCUUCUACAUGGAACAUUCGUCAAAAAAAUUGAGAAAGGAGAGAAGUAAUCAGACACCCCAAGUAGUGAUAGCAGCAUGACUCGGACCAUCUCUCUUCCUUAGGACUUUCCUCAUCACGUGAAGACAAUUUCUGGACACUACCCUUCCCCUAAAAAUUUGUACCUCUUAACUCUUCCUUUUGUCUCAACGUGUAACUAGAUCAUGCUUGAUACUAGAUGACUGUUACUGUUAGUAUUCUUUAAAAUGGUCCAGUGCCAUUGUACCUAAAUUAUGUUAAAGCAUCUUCUUGCUUGUGAAAUUACUACGUUUAAAGAUGAUGCUCUGAUGUUUUUCUCAAAAUAAGAAAAUUGAUGCUCAUUGACAAUAAUUUUUAUUGUCUAUCAUGUGUGAACAAGUAAUGUUUGAGGUAUUGACAGCCUGUAUUCACAUUAUGUAUUAAUGCUAGUAACAAGUUAUUCCUUGUGAUACAAGGCUCUUCUUCAACUGAAGACAUAAUAAAAAGUU